GUUGCGGUGGACUGGACACUGGAGUCUGGAGCCGCUCCUCUCUCCUUCCUCCUCUCUCGCCACGCUGCUCCUCCCCACUGCCCCUCGCCGUCGCCGGUGGCUCCCGCCGGCGCGCCCCCCUCGGUCCGGCCACGCCCCUACACUCGCUUCGCAGCCACGCGCGCUCGCAGAGAAGGAGAUCAAAUUGAUUGGUCGAUGGGGAAGGAGAUGGAGAACGGCGGCGACGCACCUGCGGAUGUUUCGGCGGUGGGGACGCUGGUGUGGGUGCGGCGCAACAACGGGUCGUGGUGGCCGGGCCGUGUCGUCUCGCCCAACGACGUCCCCGACUGCUGCCCCGCGCCGCCGCGCUCCCCCGCCACGCCCAUCUUGCUCCUCGGCCGCCGCGACGGGCCCGUCUUCGUCGAGUGGUUGAACCUGGAGCGGAGCAAGCGGGUGAAGCCGUUCCGAUGCGGGGAGCGGGGCCUGGAGGACUGCAUCCGCACGGCCCAGGAGCAGGCCGCCGACCGACGCCUCCGCUCCAAAACCGCCGCCGGCGGGGGCACCAGGUACGCCCGCAAGGACGACGCCGUGCUCCAGGCGCUCGAGAUCGAGCGGGCAUGCCUCCGCUCCUCCUCCUCCUCAAGGCCCACCACCACCACCACCACCAGCAAGCCCUCCCACUCCGCCCCCGCCCCCGCCCCCGCCGCCAGGAAGCGCAGGAGGACGCCCAACGACUCCGAGGACGACGCGCCGCAGCGGAUGAAAGACCUCACUGACAUCGGAAAGCACGCCACCACGCCCAAUGCGCCCGCCUUCACCGAUCUGAACCAGCACCUGCCGAGCACCAGCCAGAUGAAGAGGACCAAGCAGUCCCACCACCACUCCGCCAACAGGAACCAGCCAGGGCCAACCGCCGACCAGGACCAGGACCACCCCUGCGGGAUCUCCAGGAGAAGGGAUAGGUCCCGGCCGCUGUCGGAGCUGUGUAAUGGAGAUGCGUGGAACGGGCACAGAACCAAUGGCCAGAGACCUCAUCAGCACCUCAUGCACGCCGCUUCGAGCUUGGGUAUGGUGCUGGAUAACAAGCCCAGCUCUCGCCGUGCCGUCGGACCUGUCAUCAAGACCGAGCUUGGAUAUGGAGACAUGUGGAAGAACGGGCUCAAGCCCAAUGGUCAGAGAGCUGAUCAGCGCCCCAUUCGCGCUGCUUCGAGCCUGGAUGCGGUGCUGGAUACCAGGUCCAGCUCCCGUCACGCCAUCGGACCGGUCAAGACGGAGCCUGUCGACGAUGGAUUUCCCCUUCCUGUCAACGUUCACCUCGCCGCAACAAGUAUCAUGAAAACAGAUCACUUGCAUGUGCACCAACCAUGCGCUUCAACGAAGGCUCCUACCCAGGAACAUACCAAUCAAGCUUCCAACUGCAGCAAAGAUGGCAUAUCUUCCCAAUGUGACAGCAGAAACUCUAAGAAGAAAACAAUAACCUCCGUCGAUCAUGAAGGCAUUAACAACACCAAAACUGUACCAGAGCGCGAACACCGCAGAGAAAGGGCAGCAAAGCACAGAGCACCAAGUAACGAGGUUAUCCUGUUAGAGAAAAGGGUGGAGAAGAGUGCCGCUGCCGACAAGACCGCGGCACCUGCUGAUGAUUACAAAGGCCUUGCAGUAAUAACUCCUAACAGUCUGGACUGUGUCGGCGCGGUUCUGCAGCAGCACUCUGGAAUCAAGUGCAAAGUUGAAGAGCCAGCUGAGACCACCAGCAACCAUCCAAACUGUGAGAAUGUUCCUGCACCAUCCGUGGUCUUUGAGCUGUCGCCACACCAAGUAUUGCCACCCCAGCAGAGAGAUCUGGUGGCUGCCGUGAAGCCUGUCAAGACCCUGCAGCUGAACUCGUCCAUCUAUGAUGUGGAGAUAAGUGCGCAGGGGGCCAGCAGCGGCAGCAAGGGGGGUCGUGUACCUCUCGUCUCUCUGAUGAGCAAAUCGAGCCGAAGGCCCGUUGUGGGGUAUCCGGUCACCGUGGAGGUGCUAGACGACACCGCACCCCGCCCUCCUGCCCCGAGUGUACACGACCAUCACCACCCCUCUACGAGCAACACCGUUAACAGACCAAUGAAGGUGGAGGAGGAGGAGGAAGCUGCAGCUCCAGCCCCGCAGCGCGCUAUGCCGCUGCCGUCGUCGCACAGGGCAGCGCGAACGACACGAGCAAAAGCGAAGAGCCGCAGGAAGGCCUCGGAUGAUGACGAGUCGUGGCGACCGCACACCAAGAACAGCCCAGUGACAUCUUCAAGUGCAAACUUGAAGAGCCGCAGGAAGACCACGGAGGACGAAACAUGGCGACCGCACACCAAGAACCCGGUGUCGUCUUCCCCGAGGAAGAUGCGGAGGCUGUCGUCCUUCGGCCCAAGCCAGAGAGGAGCAGGAGGCGGAGACAGGAGGCCGGCGGCUGUGGGGCCAUUCGCCGUCGCGUGCAUCCCGCUCCGCCUUGUCUUCAGCAGGAUCCACGAGGCGCUAAGUUAGUGAGCUCUCUGUGGGUGUAUCUGUGUCUGUAGAGGUAGGAUGAGCUGCUGAGACGGGAGGAGUUCUGGUAGCUUAGCUCUGGUCUGAUGUUGGAUUCAUCGACCGUGUUGUGUGUACAUGGCCUCUGUAGAUGAGGAGGCGCUGAUGCUGAUUAGCUCUUGAUGGUACCAGCUAUCUAUCUAACUAAUUAAUGGAAGGGAAUAAGGAAAGCAUUUGGAGUAUGUGUUUA
Molecule: messenger RNA, 2719 nt
Organism: Lolium perenne
Lineage: Eukaryota; Viridiplantae; Streptophyta; Magnoliopsida; Poales; Poaceae
Source: RefSeq, a predicted model, not a curated record